CCCCAGCUUGCGCGCCUACCAGAAACGAGGUUCACCGAUGCUGGCCAGGUGAAUCAUUCUGGUCUUGCAACAUGGUUCUAUCCUUCAUUCUCGUCCAGAAUCGCCAGGGCAAAACGCGCCUGGCGAAGUGGUACGCACCGUAUAGCGAUGAAGAGAAAGUCAAAUUGAAGGGCGAGGUCCAUCGCCUCGUCGCUCCCCGAGACCAGAAAUACCAGUCGAAUUUUGUCGAGUUCCGCCGCAGCACUAAGAUUGUCUACCGCCGAUACGCGGGGUUGUUCUUCUGCGUUUGCGUGGACGCUAAUGACAAUGAGCUUGCGUACCUGGAGGCUAUCCAUUUCUUCGUGGAGGUGUUGGAUCAAUUUUUUGGGAACGUGUGCGAAUUGGAUUUAGUUUUCAAUUUUUACAAGGUCUACGCUAUCCUGGACGAGGUCUUUCUUGCCGGCGAGAUCGAGGAGACGAGUAAGCAGGUUGUGCUUACGAGACUUGAGCAUUUGGAUAAGCUGGAGUGAUGAUGUGUUGCUACGAGUGCACGGUGAAUGGAUCGAGACCGGCGUCUCGAAUCCAUUGCACAUUGGGUCUUGAGAUUGCAUGGAGCGCAUCAAGUCAUGGGCAUGGCGUUAAUUUGUUUCAAUUUUCAGGACUGGCGCAUUACUUACUGUACUUACCUAUCGGGAUUGGGAAACAUUCGUGUGUGGUUGCAAGUUGAUUAAUUUGCGAAUUGUGUUAUUUGGUACAUAGGCGUUCAGGAGAACCAAAAUGAUGCCAUCGGUAUGGAAAGACAUGCCAUCACUAGGGGUUAAAUGUCGAAAUCACCAACCAAUCUGGAGACCCUGCCAAGAC
Molecule: messenger RNA, 840 nt
Organism: Penicillium brasilianum
Lineage: Eukaryota; Fungi; Ascomycota; Eurotiomycetes; Eurotiales; Aspergillaceae
Source: the annotation of a GenBank genome assembly